Anopheles bellator is the source of this 801-nucleotide messenger RNA. Its product is annotated as ranBP-type and C3HC4-type zinc finger-containing protein 1-like. Gene Ontology annotation, biological process: protein linear polyubiquitination; proteasome-mediated ubiquitin-dependent protein catabolic process. Gene Ontology annotation, molecular function: ubiquitin binding; ubiquitin-protein transferase activity. Lineage: Eukaryota; Metazoa; Arthropoda; Insecta; Diptera; Culicidae. The record is from RefSeq and is a predicted model, not a curated record. The transcript is spliced from 4 exons. Gene Ontology annotation, cellular component: LUBAC complex. The coding region runs from base 1 to 801 and encodes 266 amino acids.
AUGUCGGAGUUUCCUGUUAAGCCCUCAUGUUCGAAGGAGGAACCGAAGCCAACACAAACCAGUUACGAAGAGCUGGUAGAGCUGGAAAAUGACGUCUUGGUUGCCAACAGAGAACCGUUCGAGUGUCCUGUCUGCUUCGGAGCGUUCCGGCCGUACGAGGGCAUCGUGCUGCGGGAUUGUCUGCAUUCGUUCUGUAGCCAGUGCCUCGUCGACACUAUCCAACACAGUGGCGAUGUGGAAAUACGCUGCCCGUACAGGGACACCGUGUACAGCUGUGAAAGUAUCUUGCAGCAACGGGAAAUCAAAGCGCUGGUCAGCGAGGAAGUGUACGAGGCGCAUCUAGCUAAAUCGAUUCGGACGGCGGAAGCCGCGAUCGGUAACACGUUUCACUGCCGAACGCCCAACUGUCGCGGUUGGUGCAUUUUCGAAGGCAACGUUACCGAGUUCAAGUGUCCGUUGUGCACAAUUGUUAAUUGUGUUGCUUGUCGGACAAUACAUGCGGGACACAAUUGCAGAGAGUACUUAGACAUGCAACGAUAUGAGCAGAACGGCGGACAUAACGAAAUAACGCUGCAGCGGAUGGUUGAGACGGGUGCUGCUAUGAGGUGUCCAACCUGUAAGAUGGUGGUAACGAAGGUUGAUGGUUGUGACGGAAUCACGUGCACCAUGUGUAAGACCGCGAUAUGCUGGGCAACGCGUGGACCGCGCUGGGGACGAGCCGGCAAAGGCGAUAUUAGUGGCGGUUGCCGCUGCGGCGUCAAUGGAUUCAAGUGCCAUCCACAGUGUAAAAACUGCCAUUAA